Molecule: messenger RNA, 1077 nt
Organism: Austrofundulus limnaeus
Lineage: Eukaryota; Metazoa; Chordata; Actinopteri; Cyprinodontiformes; Rivulidae
Gene: perp
Product: p53 apoptosis effector related to pmp22
Biological process (GO): cell-cell adhesion
Cellular component (GO): cell-cell junction; membrane
Source: RefSeq, a predicted model, not a curated record
CUUGGGCCCAGGCUGUGGCAGCGCUGAUGGUCAUCGGCCUCAUCAUCCUCAUCUUCGCCUUCAUCGUCUCAGUCAUAUCCAUGUGUAACAUCAAUGUUGGUCUCUUUCGUGGCAUAGCAGUUAUGCUGAUUAUUGUUGUGAUCAUCCAGAUCAUCGCUCUGAUCAUCUAUCCCAUCAAGUUUAACGAGAAGAUCUUUGAGGGCCAGUACAACUACACUUGGGCCUACGGGUUUGGCUGGGGCGCCACCAUCCUCUCCCUCGGCUGCGCCAUCCUCUUCUUCUGCCUGCCAAAUUAUGAAGAUGAAUUGAAUGGAAUAGGAAAGACCAAAUACUUCUAUACUUCUCCCUAAAGACACAGCCUGCUCGCCGGCCCACUUCCAGAUAUUUCCUCUUUUUUUUUUUUUUUUUUAACUCAGUUGGAUCCUUUUUGCUUUGCAUCGUUUCACCAAAGAUCUACCGAGUCGCACCUCAGUUAAAUGUUUCAGCAAAGGAAUUAUCCCCACCCCCAAAUAGCUCUAAUGUUCUGAGCUGUUUAGAUUAAGUCUGCUUCUUCAUAUCUAUUUUUCAUUAUUUACCACACUAAAUAUUAGAAUGCAGUCUCACCAAAGUGCACUUACCCUCACAGAUAAGCAAUCCAGAUUCGUAAAUGAAUGUUUCUCAUAAUUUUAUUAACUUUUCCCAGAUUUUGUAACUUACGGCAAGGCUUGAUGUGUAUAGACUCCGUAGUUUUAACAGCCGUUUGCACCUUUUUUAUGGAUUCUUAGAAUCUUUUUGUCUGAGCAUUUGUUUUAUAUUUUUAGUAUUACUACUGAGGUGUAUUUGGGAGAUUAUUGUGCUGGAUUGAGUUUUAUUUUUUAAAGAAUCAUUAUUGAUCGUGUGUCGGUGUUUGUUGUAAUGGGUGAAAGAAGAAAGAGGUGUUUUUUUUUCCAUUUCCUAAUUCCAGUGUAAUAUAUCUUAUUUGGAGUAGCUAUUUUUAUUUUUGUUUUCCAGCAACACACUACUGAAUAUGAGCUGCCUUGUUUUAAUGAUGUCAAAUCUGGUUAAGAGGGAACAAAAAUAAAUGCUGUAUUUUAUUUA